Molecule: messenger RNA, 4666 nt
Organism: Zeugodacus cucurbitae (melon fly)
Lineage: Eukaryota; Metazoa; Arthropoda; Insecta; Diptera; Tephritidae
Gene: Sirt7
Product: NAD-dependent protein deacetylase Sirt7
Exons: 2
Coding region: 476-3109 (877 amino acids)
Molecular function (GO): NAD+ binding
Source: RefSeq, a predicted model, not a curated record
UGUAGUUGAACUGGCAACACUGGCGUUAAACUUCAAAACACGCAUGUAUGAAAAACAACAAAUAUGACUGCGACAAGGAAAUCAACGAGACGACGGCAGAAACAGAGGAAUUAAAGCAGCGUCUCGCGUAUUACGCGCUGAUUUGUUUGUUUACAUUUUAUACAUUGAAUAUAAAUAAUUAGAACAAAAUAAGUGUAUAUAAAACAUUGUUACAUUUGUGAGAUAUGUCAGAAGUCAAUAAACUUAUUUUCGGCAAAUGUGCAUCGAAGCAAUUGAUUUUUACAUAAUUGCCAAAGGACGGCGUUGAACGCCGCACUUUUUAAUUGUUUUGUUUUGUGCGUGCUUUUUUCAUGUUGUGUCUACAUAUGCUAAACUUUUAAAAUAUAUGCUAAUACUGUAGCCGAACGAGUUCUUUUGAACGUGAUUAUAUUGCUUCAUUGUGAAGAACUUCGACGGGCUUCCUUGAAAAGCUGAAAUGGCAAGUGUAAAGAUGGAGCUCAACUUAGAGGCACAAAAGGGUGUGCAAAAUCCAUUGGCAGGAAUUUCUAUUGGUGGCAGCGCCAAGGUAAUCGAGGCAAAUGAAAAUUGUGGCCAGAAAGGAUCGUAUAUAACAAGGGCUAAAAUGAAUCCUGCUAAAAGUGAUAACGAAAAACGACGACGAAAAGAUGCAAUGCGUAAGAUAUCAACUAUUUUUAAAAAAUGCGAUUCAUUGUUGACGGCAGAAGAACGCCAGUUAUGCGAAAAAUAUCCGGAUAUUGUGAAACAAAUAAAAAAACGAAAAGAACGAGUUGAAAUUUACAAAGAUCGUAUCGUCGAAAAAGAAGAUGAACAGCAUGUCAUAGAGGCAAAGGUUGAAGACUUGGCGGCGAUAAUAGCACAGUCAAAACACUUAAUUUGUUAUACGGGUGCAGGCAUUAGUACAUCAGCUUUAAUACCAGAUUAUCGUGGCAGUAAGGGUAUUUGGACUCUAUUACAAAAAGGUGAAGAUAUUGGAGAGCAUGAUUUGUCGGCUGCAAAUCCUACUUAUACUCAUAUGGCACUCUACGAAUUACAUCGGCGACGACUUUUACGAUAUGUUGUUUCUCAAAAUUGUGACGGUUUACAUUUGCGUUCGGGAUUGCCGCGAGCAUCUCUGUCUGAAAUACACGGCAACAUGUACAUGGAGGUGUGCAAGCAUUGCAAACCUAGUCCUGCGGUAUAUUGGAGACUGUUCGACACGACGGAGAUGACCGCACGAUAUUGUCAUAAAACAAAUCGACUUUGUCAUCGCUGUUCAGAGCCACUAUACGAUACUAUUGUACAUUUUGGGGAACGCGGGAAUCUUAAAUGGCCUUUAAAUUGGGCGGGUGCCUGUCAUCAUGCGGAGAAAGCUGAUGUUAUUUUAUGUUUAGGAUCUAGUUUGAAAGUAUUAAAAAAAUAUACAUGGCUGUGGCAAAUGGACCGACCAGCAAAGCAACGUGCAAAAAUAUGCAUUGUCAACUUGCAAUGGACACCGAAGGACAGUAUUGCAACAAUAAAAAUAAAUGGUAAAUGUGAUCGUGUUAUGGAGAUUUUAAUGCGUGCACUCAACAUAACUGUACCCGUCUACACAAAAGAGAAAGAUCCGAUAUUUGCCCACGCAUCCCUACUUAUGCCAGAGGAGCUGCAUACGUUAACACAACCGUUGUUAAAAAGUGGCGGCGAAGAUAGAGACAAAGAUACUGAGACCGCCGAAGAUGAUGCUGAAACAUGCACCAGUGCAACCGAAGAAACUUUGGACUCAAUAAUGUCGGGAGACAGUUGUGCGGAUAUACCGAUAGGCAAAGGGCCGCGCAUACGGACACCCCUUAAGAGUAGUACCCGUAUAAAAACGAAUUUGAAGCUGAAAUACAAGAUGCCACGUAUAGAAAUGGGGAGUGGUAACCAGAGUUGUGAUGAUGAUGGGAAGAGUGAAAGGAGCGAUAAAAGUUAUAUAGAAGCAGUAAGAAAGAGUGAUAAAAAUAUAUCUAAAGAUUUGAUGAAUGAAGACCAAACUACUGUAAAAGAAGCCGACGAAGGUGGACGUUCAGCUAAAUCAUCUAAUCAACCGAGUGUACUCGUACAGUUAGAUGAAAAAAAUCAAAUUGAAAAUAUUAAACAAGAGUUAAUAGACGAGCAUUCUGCUAUAAAAGAGGAGGUUGACAACCCAAAGACAGUGGCUUGUAAUGUACUGGAAUUCAAUACAUCCGUAGAUGUGGAUAUGAAACAUGAGCAGGAAAUUAAAGUGGAACUUGUAUCGGAUUCUUUUGUAACUAAACUAACAACCGAUACUGUUCUCAAUUCAGGGAUAAAGAAAGAUGAUGACACGAAUCUAAUCAACACUAAUAUCACAUUGAACACCAACAACAACAAAGUUGCCUUAAAAAAUAUGUGCUCCUUACAAACGGAUGUUGAUGGUGUAAAAGAAGAUCCCAAAAUAGAAGUUAAAACAGAAAUUCCUGUUGAAAUGCCUGCUUUAGUACCCAUUAGUCAAAUUAAGCCAUUCAAUGUCGUUAAAUCUGAAGUAAAUCAGGUUCUAAAUACCAUGGUCAAUGUAAUUAACUCUGAUGAUGAUGAUCCCGGUUGUGAGAACGUUGUUGCCCAAAUGGACAUACUAAAAUUGCCAAAGCAAGAGGCUCUGGAUGGCAUUGGAACACAACGUUACUGGCUUUUACGCAAAUUACCCUGUUGGUACGAUGUAAAGUAUGCUUAUUCAGGUCUACAUAGUAUUGUUUAUCCACCGCCAGCCGAUAUGAAUAUUUGGAACUAUCAAGUAAUACCAAUAUUUGCCAUGAAUCGAGCAGCGGCCGCCUGUGAAUUUUGCUUUGAUAAUUAUGCCGAAUUUGAGUGUCAGUUUUAUCGUAAAUGGCAUCUCAACGAACGUAAACAUAAGAAACGCGCACGCAAUGGCCGUUUUGUGGUGUGUGAGUGCUGUUCCUACUCAGAUGAAGACGAUGAUGACUACGAUGAAAAUAUUUCGUUAGCGCAUAUAGCAGCAGCUGAGGCAGCGAAGCGGCAAUUACAGCUAAGCAACACUUUCCCCCGCAAAUUGGCGCGCACACAAGCAGGCUGGUAUGGCAAGGGGUAUCGUAAGGCACGUCGACGCAAAUAAAGUUAACAACUGCGCCAGUCCACAAAACAUUUAUGAGUAUUCUCUAUUAUUUAUACAGUCAUAAGAAGUUAUAUUUAAGGUUUGCAGCUACUGUGCAUUUUUUAAGUGUAAUUUGAAUAAAGUGUACGAAUUUAAGCGCAAGUAAUUUUGUUACGUCUUCCGUAACUGUUUGUUGAUUAGAUUAUAAUCUAAGGCAUGUUUUAUAACUAAAUGAAUAAGUUGCAAUGUACUGAAAUUUUUACCGAACGAGAUUCCUAAUAUUUAGCAUAGUCUCAAAUGACCGAUCAUACAAAAAUAUAAGUAUUAAUUGUACACACUUUCAUACAUAUAUAAUUUUGUUUUGUUCCAUUAAAAACAAUAUUGACAUCUUUCGUGGCAGCACGCUAUAGUUUAAGGUUUAUAAAUGUACUAAGUAAAAAGUGGUAAAAAAAUAAACUUUAGCAAGAGAAAACAAUAAAAAUACAAUUCUUUAAAAAGUUACUAUAUCUUUUGAAUUUAUUUGAAAUUUUGUUUAUGAUCAGUACAACUCUCUAUUUUUAUCUAGAGAAUUAUUGUUGCAACCACGCCAGUUAUUUCGUUUAAUUCAAUUACUCCAAAUUUGGAUAAACAGCUCUAUACAUAUUUGAGUGUGCUAUGAAUAUUCUCAGUAUAGCAAGUGAAUAACACGCAUAUUUUUCAGAUGUUUUCAUGGUUCGAAUUUUUUAUUUGCAUAAGCUUUCUAAAUGAUGCUGUUAAACGGUUUUUAUUUUAUAUUUAUGUAUUAUUUAUAAUAACUUAGUGUAUUCUGAUAUAUUUAUAUAUAUGUAUUUAAAUUUUAAAAUAAGUUAUUUUCAUUAUACUGUCGUUAUUCUAUUAUUCUCUUCACACGUAUGUAUAUAUAACAAAGUGUGUACGCAUUUAUGAGAUUUAGUACAAUUAUUGCUGAUGAAAAGUUGCUUCUUUCAAACAUAUUCACAAAUAUACAAUAUGCAUUUGGGUUUGCUGAAGUUUGUUUCUUUCCAACACUCAAUUCACAUUGCAAUUAAUGAUAUAAAAACAAAUAAAAACAUGCCUGGUUAAAACCUAAAUUUAUAAAAUGGUAAUGAGAGGAUAUUUAAUAACAAUGGACUUAAAAUACAAUACACAAAUAUAAAAUAUACAAUUAAAAAUUCAUAUAAAAAUAAUAAAAUAAAAUAAUAUAAUAAUGACUUAACUGCGAUAUACAUAUUUAGAAAAAGGGAUAAAUGAAGCAGUCGCCGAUUGAUAACCGAAAAGUCGAGUUAUCUAUAACUAAUACACAAGGGUGACUUGGAGUCAAUGAAUGUAAUGCGUUCUAACUAGUACCGAAUGUUAAACAUAAUUUAAGAACCCGCGUGUACAAACAUGUUUAAAGUAAUUGCAAAUGUUUGGCAUUUUAAAUAUUCCUAAGCAUAUAUUAUCUUAAACUAAUGAAUUAUUAUAUGAUAUUUGGGUAUGUGUUAUAAAUAGCAUUCCACAUUUGGACCACUUCAAUUAACUUAUAAGGUAAAAUUUAAAUUAUUAAAAUAUAGUAAAAACGGAGAGGCAAUAGUAAUACAA